This is a messenger RNA of Fopius arisanus, 2381 nucleotides long. It is a transcript of the gene nAChRalpha4, whose product is annotated as acetylcholine receptor subunit alpha-like. The coding region runs from base 146 to 1849 and encodes 567 amino acids. Gene Ontology annotation, molecular function: acetylcholine-gated monoatomic cation-selective channel activity; transmembrane signaling receptor activity. Gene Ontology annotation, biological process: monoatomic ion transmembrane transport; signal transduction; chemical synaptic transmission. Lineage: Eukaryota; Metazoa; Arthropoda; Insecta; Hymenoptera; Braconidae. The transcript is spliced from 12 exons. The record is from RefSeq and is a predicted model, not a curated record. Gene Ontology annotation, cellular component: neuron projection; postsynaptic membrane; synapse.
GUGAAGUGCGUGAGAGAGAGCACCGGUUUUUCAAGGGCUCUGCCUCCUAGAGUACCGCGUGGAUAACGUUCAAGUGCGUGUGAUUAGUUGUGUUAGGAACGGGGGGCAGAGAGGGACUCACCACCGUGGGGUGUAAACCGGGUCCAUGAUGCCCCCCAUAAUCGGGGAAACUCUUCGCGUAUGGUUUUUAUCCGCACUAGUGGUACAUGGGGCAGUGGCCGGUAAUCCAGACGCAAAGCGUCUCUACGAUGAUUUACUCUCUAAUUACAAUAAACUCGUGCGUCCGGUGGUAAAUACCUCCGAUGUGUUGCGUGUGUGCAUCAAGCUCAAGCUGUCCCAGCUCAUCGAUGUGAACUUGAAGAAUCAAAUCAUGACGACCAACCUCUGGGUGGAACAGUCAUGGUACGACUACAAAUUGCGAUGGGAGCCGAAGGAGUACGGAGGGGUACAUAUGCUACACGUGCCUUCAGAUCACAUAUGGCGACCAGACAUUGUCCUGUAUAACAACGCGGACGGAAACUUCGAGGUGACCUUGGCGACGAAGGCCACCAUCUACCACGAGGGGUUGGUCGAGUGGAAGCCACCGGCAAUUUAUAAAUCCUCCUGUGAAAUCGACGUGGAGUACUUCCCAUUCGACGAGCAGACCUGCGUACUCAAGUUUGGCUCGUGGACUUACGACGGCUUCAAGGUGGACCUCAGACAUAUGGAUGAACAGCCUGGGAACAAUGUGGUUGAUGUUGGGGUUGAUCUCUCAGAGUUCUACAUGUCAGUCGAGUGGGAUAUAUUGGAAGUGCCUGCUGUUAGGAAUGAAAAAUUUUACACCUGCUGCGAUGAGCCCUAUCUGGAUAUCACCUUCAAUAUAACACUGAGAAGGAAGACAUUGUUCUACACUGUCAACAUCAUAAUUCCAUGCAUGGGAAUAUCUUUUCUCACCGUACUGACGUUUUAUCUGCCCAGCGAUAGUGGCGAGAAGGUCACGUUAUCUAUCUCCAUUCUCAUUAGCCUCCACGUGUUCUUCCUCCUGGUCGUGGAGAUCAUUCCACCGACUUCGUUGGUGGUUCCACUACUGGGAAAGUACCUCAUAUUCGCCAUGAUUCUCGUCUCCAUAAGUAUAUGCGUUACAGUAGUUGUGCUAAAUGUGCACUUUCGUUCACCGCAAACCCACAAAAUGGCGCCGUGGGUCAAACGAGUAUUCAUCCACAUAUUACCGAGGCUACUAGUAAUGCGAAGGCCGCAAUACAAGUUCGAGCCAAGUCGAUUCUCGUCGGGUCGAGUCUUAAUGAGGACUGUGAGGGGUAAGGAGAAAUCGAAUUAUUAUCCUUAUCAUCCGUCUAGUCAGGACGAUAGUGAAGAUCAUUUCACACCCAAGAGGUUUCACAGUCGGCCAGUAUCCAAAGAGGAUAUUUCUCCAUCGAGCUUAACGGAUGGAGCAAGGUUCGGCGGAAGUUGCCUAAUACACGGGCCUCUACCUCCUCUACCUUUGAACGCCGACUGCGAGGAUGUGCCUGGUGCUGCAGGCAUUGAGGAAGUCAAAAGCCCGGUUCUAGCAUCCGCCCCAGGCUUUACACAUUCACGAUGUCCACCUGAAAUUCAUAAGUCUUGCAUGGGCGUCAGAUUCAUCGCUGAACAUACUAAAAUGCUGGAAGAUUCCACUAAGGUAAAAGAGGAUUGGAAAUACGUAGCAAUGGUCUUAGACAGACUGUUCCUCUGGAUCUUCACCCUGGCAGUAUUAGCCGGUACAGCUGGUAUAAUCCUCCAAGCGCCAACCCUCUACGACGACAGAGUUCCUAUAGACAAGAAAUUCAGUGAAUACGCCCGAGAUACAGUAGCAAGAUGUCCACCUCAAUAGUCCACGUCGAGCCGUGCACCGUAAUAGGCUGUCCCAAUAAUCUAAAACCAAAAGACCGAUUUAAAAUAAAUCGCGUCAGGGUUUCAAUUUGGAUUGAGUCUAUUACUUGUCACGGCUAAGUAACUCCGUCGAUCUGUUCACAUUGAGAGGAUAUUUAUUACUCGCAUUACCCAAAUAUUUAUAACAAACGAGUCUAUUAAUCAUAAAUUAAUGCAAGAGAAUGAACAAGAGAUGAGAAGAAGAGGAAGCGAAACUUGAAAAAUUAUCAAGAGUGGAAAUUUGAUAGCCUGUGCUCAAGUAACUCGUAACAAAGCUGCCACUACGUAACUCGGUAACUUAAUUAUUAAAAUUGUAAGAGGGAAUAAUUACAGUGAACAGGUGUAUUAAUAAUCUAACGUGUAAUAUACUGAAUGAUAUUGUUGUAUUAUAGGUGAAAGGAUUAACUGUUUCAGUAAUAAAGUGCUAAAUUGCGUUUAUUAUCGAAAGAGAUUCGUUCGAAUCAUAGAGUAUGUUAGGGUAUGGUUAAAUUAUU